This is a messenger RNA of Phragmites australis (common reed), 2164 nucleotides long. RefSeq names its product serine/threonine-protein kinase STY8-like. Gene Ontology annotation, molecular function: protein kinase activity; ATP binding. The record is from RefSeq and is a predicted model, not a curated record. The coding region runs from base 165 to 1883 and encodes 572 amino acids. Gene Ontology annotation, biological process: protein phosphorylation. NCBI's taxonomy places the organism in Eukaryota, Viridiplantae, Streptophyta, Magnoliopsida, Poales, Poaceae. The transcript has 16 exons.
CGCUGUCGGGCGCUGGAUAUCCGAUGGAAUCGAUGAUGCCGCGCGAAACGCCGCCGGUGUCGUGCGGUCCUUUAUAAAAACCGCUAGGUCGGAGAGCCCCCGCCCGCAACUGCAACCCGCGCUCGCCGUCUGCGCAUUCCGCCGAACGCCUCGCGUGCGUGCCGAUGGAAGGAGUCCGGGUCCACCCGCAGCCGCAGACGCAGCGGCGGCCAGACAGGGAGGGCACAAGGCUGGGCGUGUACCACGACGUGCUGCGGCGGCUCAGGGACGCCGGCGCGCCGGAGGCCCUCGCGCCGGACUUCGCGGACAAGCUCUGGGCGCACUUCCACCGCUUCAACAUCAGAUAUGCCAUGGAUGUGAACGUUGAGAGGGCGGAGGAUGUCCUGGUGCAUAUGCAGCUGCUGGAGAAGGCUAAAGAUCGGCCUGCCUUCUCCGUGAGAGUUGUUCAGGUACCUGUACCUUCUGAGGCUGAUGAUGCCUGCGAACCCGAUUCUUCUCAGUCCAAUGCGACCGAAGUGGGUGCCGCUGCGACACCAAGAAGGCUGAUAGCGCACCCGGAACCUAUUUUUGGCUCCUCACAGAAUCUUAAGUAUCUCGUUCAUCAAGCCAGCAGCAUGAACCUCCUGGAUGACAGCGGUGUUGUAGACGCUAUUCUCAGACCCAUGCAUGAGAUCACUUUUGCAUCUGACGACAGGCCAAAGGGCCUUACUCAAUUGUCUACACUCCUAGGCAAACUCAACCUUGAUAUCAAGGAAGUACAUGCACUUUCAACAAAUGAUGGUUACUUCUUAGAUAUUUUCAUUGUAGUCGGAUGGGAUCACAAGGAAACUCAACAGCUUGAAGAAACAUUGGAGAAGGAAAUUCACAGUUACAAGGCUGAGUUUUGCAUUGUCAAAACUCUUGCUCAGAUGCAUUCAACAUCUACUUGCUGGCCUCCUGAAUUGGCAGGCAAGCAGUGUCAGACUAACUUACAAGGCAACCAUGUUGAGAUACCUAAAGAUAACACUGAUGAAUGGGAAAUUAAUUUCGAAGCAUUGAUAUUUCAAGACAAAGUUGCAUCUGGAACAUAUGGUGAUCUUUAUCGUGGAAUAUACUACGGUGAGGAUGUUGCUAUUAAGGUGCUCAAGUCAGAUCGUCUUAACGAGAACAUGGAGAAGGAGUUUGCCCACGAAAUAUAUAUUAUGAGGAAGAUUCGUCACAAAAACAUUGUUCGAUUUCUUGGGGCGUGCACCAAGCCAAAAACCUUAUGCAUUGUCACAGAAUUUAUGAAAAAUGGAAGCUUGUAUGACUUCCUUCACAAGCGAAGAAGUUCCUUCAAACUUCCCCGUCUACUUAAAGCUGCAGUUGAUGUAUCAAAAGGGAUGGACUAUUUACACCAAAACGGAAUUAUUCAUCGAGACUUGAAGACUGCCAAUCUUCUUAUGGAUGAACAUGAGCUUAUCAAGGUUGCUGAUUUUGGUGUUGCACGUGUCAAAGCUGAAUCAGGUGUUAUGACUGCGGAAACUGGAACAUAUCGUUGGAUGGCUCCUGAGGUUAUAGAGCACAAACCAUACGACACCAAGGCUGAUGUAUUUAGCUUCGGCAUUGUUCUGUGGGAGCUGCUCACUGGAAAGAUUCCUUACGAGUUUCUGACGCCACUCCAAGCAGCCAUUGGUGUUAUCCAAGAGGGCUUAAGACCAGUGAUCCCAAGGGGCACAAACCCUAAGCUCACGCAACUACUUGAGAAGUGCUGGCAGCAAAAUCCUGUCAACAGACCAGACUUCACAGAAAUUUUGCAUGCGCUCAAUGAAAUCGCCGAGGAGCAGGUCGGCAUGGAUCAUAACAAGCCCCACAAGGAGAAGGAAAAAGGUGGCAUCUUCUUUUCAUUUGGGAAGGGCCAUUGAUGAACUACUCAUCUGCACUUGUGUCAUAGCUGAAGUUGUAAAUUGCAGCGCUGUACAGAUUUGCUUUUCCAAGAUAAUUCUUUUUUCCCCUUUGUGAAGACAUCGGUUUCUCAUGGUCUAUGUAAUUAUGGGGUAUGCUUACCUGACUAACAUAUCACUUGACCCUAUUUCUCUUUUCCUCCUGAAUGUAAUGCAAGACAAAGAAUCAUGUAUUUAUCGAUUGUUGUUGUCUGGAAAACAAGAAAUUGAAGAGGAAAUAAAUGGAAAGUGGCUUUGCAGUA